AUGCAGUGAACUGAACUGCAGCUGGUUCUGUAAACUACUGUACGUUAAUUAAAUGAUAUGAGUAAGCAUAGGAAGUGAAAAUUUGAGACGCUUAGCAGUCUUGGAUUGUCUAACUGGCUAGAUUAAUCUUCAAUUGCAAUAUAAAUAAAUCCAACUUUACAACUAAUACCUGCAGAAAUUGCAUGUUUAGAAAACUUGGAAUUGUAGUCACGUGUCACAGCAGCAGUGAAGAAACAACGAUAAGUUGUGUGACGUAGGCCGCCUGUGCGAGAGUUACGUUUCAUCAUCGCCACCAUGCAUCACGCAGUCAGUCAAGUGGGUCGGCUGGUUAGUACGCGCCGAGCGGCAUAUGGAGUAAGACCAGUGUGGGCUGCGGCAGAGCAACUGUUAUCAUCAGUAAACAUGGCUUGCAACAGCCAUGUACCAAAGAGGCAAAAAGUUCUCACUGUUGAAAAUAUGAACCCUCACAUACGAACGAUGGAAUAUGCCGUGAGGGGACCGAUCGUACAGCGUGCUACAGAGAUAGAGCAUGAGUUGAGUAAGGGUGUCAAGAAGCCAUACAAAGAUGUUGUAAAGUGUAAUAUUGGUGAUGCACACGCAAUGGGCCAAAGGCCAAUCACUUUUCUCAGACAGGUGGUAUCAUUAUGUACAUACCCAGAAUUGUUGCAGGACAACAGUUUCCCAGCUGAUGCAAAAGAAAGAGCAGAACGAAUCCUGAACUGUUGCCGGGGUAGAAGUGUUGGUUCUUACAGUGAGAGUGCAGGCUUAGAAGUUGUCAGGAAGGAUGCCGCGGCAUACAUCGAGAAGAGAGAUGGUGGCAUUCCUAGUAAUCCUAAAAACAUCCUACUAUCAGCUGGUGCUAGUGAGGGAAUCAGGUGUGUCUUGAAGCUGUUAGUGUCUGGUGAAGGGAAGACUAGGACAGGUGUAAUGAUUCCAAUCCCACAAUACCCCUUGUAUUCAGCAACGGUAGCAGAGUUAGACGCAGUCCAGGUGAAUUAUUAUCUAAACGAAGAGAACUGUUGGAGUUUGGAGGUUCCUGAACUGAAGAGGUCAAUCGACGAAGCCAGGAAACAUUGCAAUCCAAAGUGUAUUGUAGUCAUAAAUCCAGGAAACCCAACAGGUCAAGUGUUAAGUAGGGAGAAUAUUGAGAAUAUAAUCAAGUUUGCAGCUCAAGAAAAAUUAUUCAUAAUAGCAGAUGAGGUCUACCAGGAUAAUGUGUAUGCCAAAGGGUGUGAGUACCACUCAUUUAAGAAGGUCCUUACGGAGCUAGGCCCAGACUAUGCUCACAUGGAGCUUGCAUCAUUCCACUCAACGUCUAAAGGAUAUGUGGGAGAAUGUGGUCUGAGAGGAGGGUACUGCGAGGCCAUUAACCUUGACCCUGACGUCAACUUACAAUUGUCCAAGUUAAUAUCGGCCAAACUCUGCCCCACGGUUACUGGGCAGGCAGCGAUGGACUGUGUUGUGAACCCUCCAGUUGAAGGGGAACCAUCCUAUGAUCUAUUCAUAAAGGAGAAGAAAGAAGUUCUCUCGAACUUGGCGCAGAAAGCUAAGUUGAUUGCUGAUAGCUUCAACGCUCUGGAUGGUAUCAGUUGCAACACAGUGCAGGGGGCGAUGUAUGCAUUCCCCCAGGUCAUGUUACCACAGAGGGCUAUUGAACAGGCCAAGAAAUUGGGAAAACAACCGGAUGCAUUCUAUGCCGAGUGUCUUCUGGAAGAUGCCGGUAUAUGCGUUGUCCCCGGUAGUGGCUUCGGACAAGUGGAAGGAACAUUCCAUUUUAGAACGACGAUACUUCCUCCUGUUGCCAAGAUCGCUGAGGUUAUGGAGAGAUUCACCGCGUUCCACACAAAUUUCCUCAACCAAUACAAAGACUAAAUUUCAAGAUGUGCUAAUAGUCGUGCUACAUACGUGGCAACAGAGUUUGCGAAUUUAUAUCCAAUAUAUUCUCACUGAGUCAUCUGUAUAAACUAUAUUUGACCAAUUAGGUCCUUGAACAGUAAAAAUACUUUAAUAAAAAAAAAACAAGGCCAUAAUAUCUUUCAUUUGUUGCUUGUAAAUUUGUUUAGUGGAUUCAUCAGGAUAUCUCCGACGAGAACAUAAAUGGGUGUGGUCACUUCCGAAAGAUGCAAUGGGCUCUUUAAGUGCACACGAACCAGAUGUAUGCACUGGACCUCCAUUUUAAGUCCUUAUCCAAGAAGACUUGGUUCUACCAACUGACUCCUGGGCAAGAUGUUAAGGCUGUAGCUAGCGGCGCCAAGCCUUACCGCUCAGCCACUCAACUCACCAAAGGGUUGCUUAAAUGCCCUGAUAUUGUUUUUUGUGACUGCUCAAUAAACUUAAUUAAUUGUAAAAUUUUAAACCUAAAAUAAUACAUAAUAUAUAUUUUUCCUUUCAUUAUGUAUUGUGAGAUUAUUUUACUGUAUUAUUUUAUUUUCAUGUUUAGUGUGAUAGCACUUUAAGUGAUGCAUAACUGAUUUCACUAGUGGAUUACACAAUAAUAAAAAAAAAAAUAAGAAUGUAUAGCCUCUGCCAAUUGAGGCUUAAAUGCAUGGGUCAUUAAUGAUUAUAAAUGUUGAAACUGAAUUUUGAAUUUUGGGGAAAAACAGUCAUCUUUUUGGCUUUUGCAGCUUUUUUGGUUUUUGAUCAAUUUUUCAAUUAAUUAUUCAUAAUUGUUUAAAUAUUAAAUUAGAAAAAGAUUUCCAGAAAAUGCUGGAUAAAAUUAUUGUGAUGAACUUAAAUGGAAGUACUGUAGUACUGUAAAAGAUAGACCAACAGUAACUGUAAUACUAAUGUAAUAACUGUAGUCAGAGUUCUAUACUGUAAUAAAUAUAAAGUAAUAUUAAUAAACAGUAGUUGGACAAAUCAACAAAAUACCAGAAGUUCUGUCCAUCCUGUAAUUUUGCCCAUAUAUGGGUGUCAUGGCAUCAUAUGACACCCAUAUAUGAGUGACAUAUGACAUGAUCAUCAUGUCCAUAUAUGGGCAACCAGAAUUUUCUCACAUAAAAUGUGAUAUUCUGGACAGCGCUUUGGGAAAUUGACUUUCUUCAAUGCCAUUAUGAUUUCCUAUUUUUGUUUUACUGUACAACAUGGUAAAUUAGUCUUGAUGAAUGAAUAUGAUGAAGGUUACUGCUAUUGUAGAAGAGGUUUGGCGCCACAGGAACGGUUUGUUCUCCUAAUCUUAAGGUCGGAGUUACGUUUGUGUCCUUGGGCAAGGCGCUUUAUCUGCAUUGCUUCUCUCUAUCCAGGAGUAUAAAUGGGUACCUGGUGGGGUUGCCUGCUCCUGCACUGAUUACCAAAAAGGAGCAAUAUGCAUAAUAAUAAUUUCACCAAAUCCUGACGAUGGAGAGAAUUAUACGUGAAAAUGUAUAUAUCAUUACGUUUUAACAAGUUUGAUGUGCUAAACCAAAUAUGAAAUUAAUGGAAUACACUCAAAAUAACUCAGGUUAAUUCCGACAUUGUCAAAAUGUUUUGCUCACUACUGUACCCAUAUUGUGACUUAAUAAAAACAAAAAUGACAGUUAAAAUGAUAUUGUAUGAAGGAUUCAUAAUAAUUUUAAUUGUUUAAUGUUUAUUGUAUAUGAUUGUAAACACCAAGAAAAUAAAAUUUCAUGUCCACCAUUAUUUGUGUUCAGGUCAAUAAAAUAUAUCUUCUCAUAAA
Anneissia japonica is the source of this 3655-nucleotide messenger RNA. Its product is annotated as alanine aminotransferase 1-like. Gene Ontology annotation, molecular function: L-alanine:2-oxoglutarate transaminase activity; pyridoxal phosphate binding. NCBI's taxonomy places the organism in Eukaryota, Metazoa, Echinodermata, Crinoidea, Comatulida, Comatulidae. The coding region runs from base 295 to 1872 and encodes 525 amino acids. Gene Ontology annotation, biological process: biosynthetic process. The record is from RefSeq and is a predicted model, not a curated record. The transcript has 13 exons.